Messenger RNA from Brassica oleracea var. oleracea, 758 nucleotides. Its product is annotated as 60S ribosomal protein L18a-2-like. Bases 60 to 596 code for a protein of 178 amino acids. Gene Ontology annotation, molecular function: structural constituent of ribosome. Gene Ontology annotation, cellular component: cytosolic large ribosomal subunit; ribosome. Gene Ontology annotation, biological process: translation. NCBI's taxonomy places the organism in Eukaryota, Viridiplantae, Streptophyta, Magnoliopsida, Brassicales, Brassicaceae. The transcript is spliced from 4 exons. The record is from RefSeq and is a predicted model, not a curated record.
AUUCAUAGCCGCUUAUAUCCCUUCAGGUUUCUUCCGCACUGCCCCCCCUCGAGACGAAAAUGGUUGCUUUCAGGUUUCACCAGUACCAGGUUGUCGGAAGAGCUCUCCCGACAGAGAAGGAUGUUCAACCCAAGAUUUACAGGAUGAAGCUCUGGGCCACCAACGAGGUUCGUGCCAAGUCCAAGUUCUGGUACUUCUUGAGGAAGCUGAAGAAGGUCAAGAAGAGUAAUGGUCAGAUGCUCGCCAUUAACGAGAUCUUUGAGAAGAACCCAACAACCAUCAAGAACUUCGGAAUCUGGUUGAGGUACCAGAGCAGAACUGGAUACCACAACAUGUACAAGGAGUACCGUGACACUACCUUGAACGGAGCCGUUGAGCAGAUGUACACUGAGAUGGCAUCCCGACACCGUGUCAGGUUCCCUUGCAUCCAGAUCAUUAAGACUGCAACUGUCCCUGCCAAACUCUGCAAGAGGGAGAGCACCAAACAGUUUCACAACAGUAAAAUCAAGUUCCCAUUGGUGUUCCGUAAGGUGAGACCACCAAGCAGGAAGCUCAAGACCACUUACAAGGCUUCCAAACCCAACCUUUUCAUGUAAAAGGUUCACAUGUUUUUGUUUGGGGCUAGUAUCUUGAUGAAGUUAUGCAACCUGCUGUUUUGGAUUUUCUAUUGAUCCGAUAUCAAUAUUUUAGGUUUUGUAUUCAUCAAACUUGAGUAUUUGUUUCUUGCUAUGAAAAAAACUCUUUACCUUGUUUCCAUA